CUGUGGGAAUAAACGGAUGAAUAUGAGUGACUCUCAUGCUUGAGUAUUAACCAUGCAAACGCAAACCAGUCUGUAACCAUGCGGUGGGCUAUCCAUAUCCUGGUCCUUGCCACAAUCCCGUGGCUGACAUUAUGCCAACAAGAACAGGAGGAAGAUGAUGUGUGCACAAUGGGAAUGAUGCUCUUGCAAGGAAUAAGCAGAAAAUUGAGAGGUUCAAAUUUAGUUCCCACAGAACAUACAAAAGAGGAAAUCAUCAAUGAUGUUGACAGCAUAAAAAGUUCAUUGAGAACCGUAAAUGACCAAUUAUCAAAGAUGAACAGAAAUUUAGAGUGUUUAAAAGGUAACACUCUAAAAUGGAUUAGAUUAGAGUCAGGAAAAAAAUAUUACUACAGCGACUUUUAUAAAUAUACUUGGUAUGACGCCAAAGAAUUCUGCGAAAACAGCGGAGGCGUUUUGGCGUCGACCCACAAUGAGGAUGAACUGAAGACAAUAUACAAGGCAAAUCCGAUAGCUUCUUCAAAGCCCUGGGUGUUUGUUUCUGCAACAGACAUUGGACAAAAUCCAGGCAACUUUUACUGGGCUGACGGAAGUAUACUGGACAGGAACAGCUCAAUGUGGCUCGAGGACAAUGACCCUGACGCAUAUGGGGUAGGAAAAGAGACAUGUGUCUACAUGACCGAUGGAAAAUUAGCCGAUGCAACAUGCAUCAACUACGCUUAUUUUGUGUGCGAAGCACGGCUCGAUUGCUUGUGAACGAAAUUUCAGCAGAGGUUUUCUAAUAAACGAGAUCAGAAAUGUGAAAUGUAA
Molecule: messenger RNA, 807 nt
Organism: Cloeon dipterum
Lineage: Eukaryota; Metazoa; Arthropoda; Insecta; Ephemeroptera; Baetidae
Product: pulmonary surfactant-associated protein A-like
Exons: 8
Coding region: 79-753 (224 amino acids)
Biological process (GO): biological process involved in interspecies interaction between organisms
Cellular component (GO): external side of plasma membrane
Molecular function (GO): carbohydrate binding
Source: RefSeq, a predicted model, not a curated record